AUGCGAUUGAUAAAGAGGCCGAAAGUCGUAGACGCCGAUACCGAGACGGCUGUAGCUACGAAUAUGUCUGAAAGCAUCAACAGUAGUCUCUUUACUUCUCCUCGUCGGGAGUCCAUCUCUCCCCUUUCGCCGUCAUCUUCAUUGGAUGGUGCUUCUCUUUUCUCCCCAAGGGAGUCCCCCAAAUCAUCAACUAGCACGCUCUCGCCCCUGCGACAGCAGUCAGAAAACUACCAUCAACAAGAACCAAGCGAAAAGUUUGACCUCGAAUCCUACCAUGGACAUGGUACCGGCACACUCACAUCUUUCUCUGCCAUAUCCAAGCCUCUCUUCUUCUUAGAGACACUACUCAUGCCCAUUAUUUAA
Lentinula edodes (shiitake mushroom) is the source of this 363-nucleotide messenger RNA. RefSeq lists its product as uncharacterized. The coding region runs from base 1 to 363 and encodes 120 amino acids. The record is from RefSeq and is a predicted model, not a curated record. NCBI's taxonomy places the organism in Eukaryota, Fungi, Basidiomycota, Agaricomycetes, Agaricales, Omphalotaceae. The transcript has 2 exons.